Molecule: messenger RNA, 2037 nt
Organism: Hevea brasiliensis (rubber tree)
Lineage: Eukaryota; Viridiplantae; Streptophyta; Magnoliopsida; Malpighiales; Euphorbiaceae
Product: pentatricopeptide repeat-containing protein At5g57250, mitochondrial
Exons: 1
Coding region: 529-1980 (483 amino acids)
Molecular function (GO): protein binding
Source: RefSeq, a predicted model, not a curated record
CUAACCAUCGGAUCAAAAUCCAUGAAUGCCUCGAUCUCUCUUCCCUGAACCAAAUCAUCAACAACUGCUACAAUUACCACUGUCCACUGUUACUACUCUACUUUCCGGCGCCGGCGAGCGGAACGAACACCGUCUACAGCCUCAACCAAAACCCAAUAACACUUCUCUACUACGUCGCAUCUGAUAUUUGUCUUCCUUUAUUUGUUUUCGAAGUCUGUUCCUGCUAAACCCUCUCAAUUUCCCCAUAUUCUCGCUUCUAUGGUGGUUCGAGUCUGUUUUUGCCCCAUCCUGAAUUCGACCCGGCAGGACUUAGCAAUAUCAUGGUCGUCCUCUUCUACCUCUCGCUAACAAUGGCAUAGGCCUUCAAAAUUUCCGGUUCCCCCCCCCCCCCCCCCCCCAACCUUUUUUUUUUUUUUCUGAAUUUUGCUUUGUUGAUUUUGGUUGCCUACUACUAUUUAGUUCCUGUGUAUGAACUGAGUGAGCCAGCAACUUGAGUUGCUUCACUGUUUCAAAGGCAAUUCAGCUUUAAUGUAUGUAUAUAAUGCUGUCAAUUUGUUGUGCAAAAGGAAUUUCUUUAUGGGUGCAAGUGAAUUUUACAAGUUAGCAAGGAGGAAUAAAUCAAUAUUGAGCAGCAAAUCUUACUAUUGGACCAUAAGAGGGCUUUUCAAUGAUGGGAAAUUCCAGGAAAGUCAGCCCUUUUUGUGUAGCUUUGUAAAAGAAUAUGGCCUUUUUGAACCUAAGGUCAGUAAGAUACUACUGCAUUACCUGUGUUUGAAGGAUGUUGAUAGUGCCCUUUAUUUUCUCAACAAGAUUAAGGAGAACAAUAUAACCAUCACUCUUCCAAUCAGUGCUUUAAGAGCACUUGCAAAAUUUGGUAGUGUUUUGGAUACAUAUAAACUUGUUGUGGGAGCUAAAGAUGAUCUACCCGUUAUGGAUUUGGUUGAUUAUUCUAUCAUGGUUGAUGGACUUUGCAAGAUUGGGCAUCCUAUUAAGGCGUUAAAGAUCUGUGCUUUUGCUGAAAUGAAGGGGAUUGUUCUUAAUAUAAUCACUUAUAAUUCAAUUAUAAAUGGGUUGUGCAACCAGGGAUGUUUUGUUGAAGCAUUUCGGCUAUUUGACUCAUUAGAAAGAAUUGACUUGGUUCCCUCAGAAAUCACUUACUCGACACUGAUUGACAAUUUAUGUAAGGAAGGAUACUUGCUGGAUGCCAAGCAAUUAUUUGAGAGAAUGACCCUUAAAGGCUAUAAAGUGAAUAUACGAAUCUAUAAUUCAUUUCUUAACGGUUAUUGCAAUUUUGGUCAGUUUGAAGAGGCCUUGGAGAUUCUGAAAAAUAUUGAAAUAGAACACCUGGAUCCUGAUGAAUUUACUGUUAGCUCAAUGAUUAAUGGUUAUUGUCAGAAGGGUGACUUGGAGGGGGCUCUAAACUUCUUUUUCAAGUGUAAGCAGAACAGUAUUUAUCCUGAUUUCUUGGGUUUCUUGCACUUGAUGAGGGGUCUGUGUGCCAAGGGGAGGAUGGAAGAGGCCAGGAGCAUCUUAAGAGAAAUGCUUCAAUCACAAUCUGUGAUGGAGAUGUUGAACAGAGUCAACACUGCGGUUGAAACAGAGUCUAUACAAAGUUUUCUUGUUUUCUUAUGUGAGCAAGGAAGUAUCAAAGAAGCAGUUACUGUACUUAAUGAAGUUGGAUCCAUGUUUUUUCCAGUUCAGAAGUUUGGUCCUUGUGAAUCACAAGAACUGGAAAAACUUUCUGAAUCGGAAGCUUUUGAUGUAUUUGCUUCAAGAACUGUAUCACAUGAGAGAACUGAUUUGGGAUUUACAGCUUGUGAUGUAAUGAAAGGCGGAAAAAAGAUUGAGAAAUAUGAUGACUUGGGGAAAUCUGAAAUAGAAUUCUUUGACUCUUACUAUUCCUUAAUUGCUUCACUCUGCUCAAGAGGGGAGCUGUGCAAGGCCAAUAGACUAGCAAUGGAGAUACUUUCUGCUGGCUAGUACUGAAUUCGAGCAUCCUUUACCUUUUAUGUGGGACAUGAACCCAUGUUUUUGCCA